AUGGUCAUGAAAAAUAUUAUUGAUUAUGCAUUUAAUAAACCUCCAAACCCCGAGUCUUAUGGAAAGAAGAAAAAAUAUAGGAUAGGAAAGAUUUUGGGAUCAGGAACUUAUGGAUCGGUUAAAGAGGCGGUGAAUAUAGAUACAGGAGAAAAAGUAGCUAUAAAAAUUAUCAAGAAACGUAAAGUAAAAAAUCAAGAAUCAAUUGUUUAUAAAGAAAUGAAAAUAUUGGAAAAGUUAGAUCAUCCUAAUAUUGUUAAAUUUUACGAAUGGUUUGAAUCAAGGAAAAGAUAUUAUCUAGUGUUUGAACUUGCAACGGGCGGAGAACUACUUAAUAGAUUAAUUGAACUCGGUAAAUUUACCGAAUCCAAUGCAGCACAAGUAAUUAAAACGGUGCUUGAAAGUGUUAAAUAUCUUCAUGAACAUAAAGUUGUACACAGAGAUUUAAAGCCUGAGAACUUAUUAUAUAAAAAUAAAUUAAAAGAUUCGCCGCUUGUUAUUGCAGAUUUCGGUAUAUCAAAAGUUAUAGAUGAUAAUGAUGAUAUUAUGACGACGCAUUGUGGAUCUUAUAUUUAUGCUGCACCAGAAAUUCAUCGAAGAGUUCCAUAUUCGAGAUCUGUUGAUAUAUGGAGUAUUGGAUUAUCUGGACAUUUACCUUAUCGUUCAAGAAAUCGAGAUUAUCUUCACGAAGAGAUAAAAAGAGGAAUUAUAGAAUUUGAAGAUGUUCAUUGGAAGAAUGUUUCAGACAAAGCCAGAAACUUUGUUUCUAGUUUAUUGACACUAGAUUCAACCAAACGUCCUACAGCUGAAGAUGCUUUAAAACAUGAAUGGUUGACUGGUGAUUGUGCAACAGAUGUAGAUUUGUUUGAAAUUUUCAAUCCACGCCAAACCUUUCGUAAAGCUGUUGUUGCAAUACAAGCAGUCAAUAAACUACAAAAUAGCAUUAGAAGUGAUAAAGAUCCCAACUUUGCGUGA
Messenger RNA from Entrophospora sp. SA101, 972 nucleotides. NCBI's taxonomy places the organism in Eukaryota, Fungi, Glomeromycota, Glomeromycetes, Entrophosporales, Entrophosporaceae. The record is from the annotation of a GenBank genome assembly.